AUGAGUACAUACUUUUUCUACGAAAACGGACAAGGAAAGAUUUAUAAUGAACAAGGCAAAGAUGCUAUGGAAUGGGUUGAAGAAGUUGAUCCUUUUCAUUUAGAAACUUUAACAACAUUGCGAAAAUACCAACAGGCUCAGCCAUCUGAACAAGAAUGGAUGAGAGGCGAGCUGGAUGAGACAAUGAACGAAGUGGCUUUAAGAACAAAAGAAGAAGGCAACAAAAAAAAAGCGGAAAAAGCUAUAAAAUAUAUUCCCCUGACCAGAAGGCACCUUCACUUUCUAUCUCCAUUACAGACAAACACAGUUGCAUCGGGACUUCUUGUCUUGAUGACCGCCGUUGCUACAUUGGUAGGGCUUUGUAACAUGUUUGGACGGCUCUUCUGCGAACAAUCUCUGUGGGCUUGGUGGAAUCCCUAA
Molecule: messenger RNA, 420 nt
Organism: Rhizopus microsporus ATCC 52813
Lineage: Eukaryota; Fungi; Mucoromycota; Mucoromycetes; Mucorales; Rhizopodaceae
Exons: 1
Coding region: 1-420 (139 amino acids)
Source: RefSeq, a predicted model, not a curated record